Microplitis demolitor is the source of this 3984-nucleotide messenger RNA. Its product is annotated as structural maintenance of chromosomes protein 3. The transcript is spliced from 4 exons. Lineage: Eukaryota; Metazoa; Arthropoda; Insecta; Hymenoptera; Braconidae. Gene Ontology annotation, biological process: mitotic sister chromatid cohesion. Gene Ontology annotation, cellular component: chromosome. Gene Ontology annotation, molecular function: ATP binding; double-stranded DNA binding; cohesin loader activity. The record is from RefSeq and is a predicted model, not a curated record. Bases 184 to 3798 code for a protein of 1204 amino acids.
CACCGCUAAAAAACUUCCCAGCGCCAUUAAUCCACAAAAUGUCUGCCAAUAAUUAAGCACUCGUCUCUUUUCCUCCUUCUUCUUUUCUUCCGAGUUGGGUUAACAAUUAUUAAUACUUUGCAUCAAUAAUUAAUUAUAAAUACUGAUUAAAUUUAUAUAUUUAAUCAUAUGCUGUGAUUCAGCAUGUAUAUUCAUCAAAUAAUUAUUGAAGGUUUCAAAUCCUACCAAGGACCGACUGCUUUUGAGCCUUUUCAUCCUAAAUACAACGUAGUUGUUGGUAAAAAUGGCUCCGGAAAAAGCAAUUUUUUGAAAGCCAUCCAAUUCGUUCUGUGCGAAGAAUUUCACAAAUUGAACAGCAAACAGUGUCAAGAUUUAUUCCACAAAGGUGUGUCAUCACGUUGUCCAUCAGCAUUCGUUGAAAUAAUUUUCAAUAACACAGACAGAAGAUUACCGAUUAAUACAGACAGAGUUCACCUUCGUCGCAGCAUCAGCCUGAAAAAUGACAAUUAUUUUUUAAACAAAAAACUAGUUUCAAAAAAUGACGUAAAAAAUUUACUCGCAUCAGCCGGAUUAUCUAAAUCAAAUCCUUAUUACAUUGUUCAGCAACGUACAAUAACUAAACUGGUAUUGUCAUCUGAUGCUGUAAGAUUGAAACAGCUUAAGGAAAUUGCUGGUACUAGAGUUUACGAAGCUCGUUGCGAAGAUUCAGCAAAAGAAUUGAAACUUACCGAGCGUAAUUUAGUUCAUUUAAAUGAAGUGUAUGAUAAUUUAACGGAAAGAGUGGAUCUUAAAAACAUGGAGACCAAUGAAGCCAAAGUAUAUCUCCAGUGGGACAAGGAGAGACGUAUAUUGGAGUACGUCAUCAAUGAAAAAGAAUUGAAAGCAACUGAAGGUUUGUUAACAAAAGCUCAAGAUUUGUACUUUGAACAAGACACCGAACAAUUAAAAAUUGAUAAGGAACUGAAACAUGCCCAGCAAAUGAUUUUUGAAUCCAACAAACGUCUAGACAAAGCCACGCAAAAUGUUGCGAGUGCCAGGGAAGGUGCAAAUGACUUGGUGAUCCAGCAGCAAAAGCUUCUGGAAACAAAAACAAAUUUAACUGGAACAAUAUAUUAUUUAAAAACAACAGUUGAGAAGGAUCAGAAAAUCCAAGAAAAUAACAAAAUAAAAUUAAGGGAAUUAGAAAAUUCAAUUAGUGAAUACAUGAAAAAAUUAUCACCAAUAAAAGCUGAGUACGAAUCAGUGAAACGUCGGGAAGAAAAAGUAACACACGAUUUAAUAAUUAAAGAACAAUAUCGCAAAGAAUUGUGCGUUAAAAAACAGCGCAAGCGUGAAUUUGCAAGCAAACAUGAACGUGACGACUGGAUUAAACGUCAGUUAGAAUUACUGGACAAAGACAUCCAAGAAAGAGAUGACCUGAGAGUUAAAUUUGAAAAAGAACUUGAAGAAGAGAAAAUAAAUAGACGUAAUUUGGAUAGUGAGAUUAAAAAUCACAAUAGAAAUAUUAAGGAGCAACAUAAAUUAAUAUGUGAUCAUAAACAUAGAAUAUAUGAGCUGGAAAAAUUAAAAGAUCAGUAUCAAGAAUCACGUAGAGAAUUUUAUCGAGAUAAAGGUGAUUACGAAAAUGAAUUAAUGAUAUUACGCGACAAAUUGAUAAAAAUAGAUCAGAGCUCUAUGAUAAGCAAAGAUAUUGCUGAUGGACGGGACAGUUUGGCCAAAGUCCUUGAUAUUUUGCGGCAAGAACCUGGCAGAAGACAGGAAAUUGACAGCAAUUAUUUCAAUAUGGUAAUUGAUAACUUUACUUGCGACGAAGAUAUUAAUGACGCCGUAGAAGCUACUGCCGGUAAUCGAUUGUUUAAUCAUAUCGUUGCGACUGAUGAAUUCGGUAUAGAAAUUCUUGACCAUAUGAACAGACUCCAGUUACCUGGUGGAGUAACGUUUUUACCUUUGAAUCGUUUGCCUGAUGCUAAAGAGGUUAAAUAUCCAAAGGGAAAUGAGUCAGUGCCUUUGCUUAGUCAGCUGCAUGUUGAUAAACCAAUGGUUAAAAAAGUUUUUCAUCAUAUAUUUGGUAAAACACUUUUGUGUAGAUCUCUAAAAAAUGCCAUCGAUAUCGCACAUGAGCACAAAUUAAACUGCAUUACUAUCGAUGCUGAGCAAGUAUCUUGGAAGGGAGAUCUCGCUUGCGGCACUAGAAGAAACCGCAAGUCGCAUCUUGAAGUCAAAAAAAUACGCGGCAAAAUUAUUGAACAAAUCAAUGAAAUAGACAACAAAUUGAUGACUGUUAGAGAAAAUAUUUCGAAUGUAGACAAUGAUAUUAAUAAGAAUUUAAAUGAACUUUGUAAAGAUAAAAUAAAAUUAGAGAAGGCUGAAAAUUUGGUUGAAAAAUUAAAUGCUGAGAUCGAGAAACUGAAGAGUAAAUUUAAGGAGAUUGAAAAUAAAUGUGAAGUUAAAGAGAAAAUUUUGAAUGAGUUUAACACUGGUUUGGAAGUCAGGCGCGCUAGUAGAGAAAAAUUCGAAAGUGAAUUGAAUGAAAAUUUACUGAGUCAACUUUCUGAAGAAGAUCAGGAACAACUUGACCAAGUAAAUGAUGAAAUUAAAGCUUUGGUUGAAGAAAAAAAUGAAUUAGUUGCCAAACUGGGGAGUUUGAGUCAUGAAAAAAAUCAAAUUGAUAUUUUACUGGAGAAAAGUUUGCGGUGUAAAGAAAAAUUGGAAGUUGACAUCAAAAAAUUGGCGGCAACAAUUGAAGAUAAUUUGUAUGAAUUGAAUUUUUCAAAAAAUAAAGUUGGUAAAAUUACAGAGGAAUUGGAAGCUAUCAGUGAUGAUAUUAAUAAAAAUGAGGAAAUUAUUAGCGCGAUGGAAAUAAAAAGUCAAAUAGUUGAUGAAAUUAAGAAGUGGAAGAGCAGAGAAAAUACGGCUGCAAAAGAAUUACAGAAGAUAUUGAAUGAUUUGAAUCAUUUGAGGAUUAAAAUAAACAGAUAUGAAGAAAAAAUAAUUGAGUGCAAUGAAAAAUUGAAUAAAAUCGGUCCGUUGCCUCGGCACGAUGCUUAUAAAGAAUUUAAAGAAUUUUCAAGCAAAGAAUUGAAUGAUAAAUUGCAGCAGACUAAUAAUAAGCUCAAGGAAUUUAGUCACAUAAAUAUAAAUGCGUUGGAUCAAUAUGUGCUACUCAGCGAACGUAGAGAUGAACUACUUGAAUUUAAAACGAGACUAGCACGUCGUAAUGAAGAUGCGCGGAAACUUAUUGAUGCUAUUAAUCAAUGGAAAUCUGAUGGAAUUCAGUUUACUUUCAGACAGAUGAAUAAAUAUUUUAAGGAAACUUUUAAAAAAUUGGUAACAACUGGUAGCGUGAAGUUGGUUAUUAGAAUAAAUGAUGAAGAUAGAGAUAUUGAAAGUAUUCCACUACGUGCAUUUGAUGUUGAUAAAUUUACUGGAGUUGGUAUCAGAGUAUCAUUUAGUGGAGAAAUUAAUGAUUUUAAGACGAUGAAACAACUUUCUGGGGGACAAAAAUCACUUGUUGCAUUAGCGUUCAUAUUUGCCGCACAGAAAUGCAGCCCGACGACACUUUAUAUUCUUGAUGAAAUUGAUCAUGCGCUUGACCCGACGCACAGAGAAAAUGUUGCCAAGCUCAUUCGAGAAUUAAGUUCUGAAUCACAAUUUAUCACCACAACUUUUAGGCCAGAGCAGGUUCAGUAUGCGGAUAAAUUUUAUGGUGUAAAGUUACACAAUAAAAUAUCAUAUUUGCAGCCUAUCUCUCGAGAAGAUGCUGCUGAUUUUAUUGAAAAUGAUCCCAGUGAAAAUUAACAUAAAAUAUUUUUUACUUUUAUAUUUUUAUCGUAUGUUUUUUUUAUUUUAAUAUUUUUAAAAAAUGUUUAGUUCUUUGUAUGAAUUAUUUGUCUUGUAUUUUUGAACUUUUUACUUUUAUAUUUUUAACGUACAUUUUUAUUUUUAUAUCAAAAUAAUUAUUGGUUUUUUUUUAUUAUAUUUAAA